GUCUCGUUGCUAUGGCAUCCGUAAACUAUUCACCAAAUUCGAAAACCAUUCACUACACACUCCCCAACUGUGUUCCUAUAAACUGCGCGGGCUUUGCCCGUCCACGGCAUCUUCCAAAAUCUCGAACCGAACUUGAACGUCUCCCACUGCCACCACAUUACCUGAUAAUACAAUCUCACCACGUCUGCCCCCAACAUAUUUGACUCUUGUUUCUAUCUAUAGUAGAAUGGCCGAUCAAGGCUUUGCGAAUCGGAUGCGGCAACUUGUUGGGUUAGGCGGACCCACGAAGGGCAGGCCCCCAAAGAUCCUCAAAAUCGCCGGACCCGCGUCCAAUCUACGCCAGCGCGUUACCAAGCCCAACGUUCGAGCUCAAGGACCGUCUAAGGACCUCCUCAAGCAAGCGCUCCUCAACCAUACCCAAAACGGAACAAUCGCUGCUCUCGCGACUCUCAACCGGAACCCGCCUCAGCAAGAUGUCGCGUCCGCUUCGAAAUACCUCGAUGAUGCCAAUUCCUCUGACGAGGAAGAUGUCGAGAAAUUGCAACUUGUCGAGCAAAGCGCCCGCCGAAUUUCCACCCCUAGGACCUUCACCCGAACCUCCCUCGACUACCACCCGCACCUCCACCUCGGCAGCUUCGAAAUCGGCAAAGCCCUCGGCCGCGGCAAAUUCGGCCGCGUCUACCUCGCGCGCCAUCGCGACUCCUCCUUCAUCUGUGCGCUCAAGGUCCUCACCAAAGCGCAGAUCGCGCGCGAAGGCGACGAGAACCUCGUCCGCCGCGAGAUCGAGAUCCACUCCAACCUCUCGCACCCGGGCAUCCUGAAGUUCUACACCUGGUUCUACGACGCCACGCGCGUGUUCCUAGUCCUCGAGUACGCGGCGGGCGGCGAGUUGUACGGGAAGCUGCAGAAGCAGGGCAAGUUCAGCGAGCACGUCGCUGCGGUGUAUGUGGCGCAGGUUGCGGAUGCGCUGGCGUAUAUGCACAAGAAGAACGUGAUGCAUCGCGAUAUCAAGCCGGAGAAUAUCUUGCUGGGGUUUCAUGGGGAAAUCAAGCUGGCGGAUUUUGGGUAUAGCGUGCAUUCGGCUUCGAAUCUGAGGAGUUCGCUGUGCGGGACUAUUGAUUAUAUCCCGCCGGAGAUUGCGAGGCAGCUGAGGAAGGUUAGAAGGGGGGAGGAGGAGUUCUAUAAUCGAAAUGUGGAUCUGUGGGCGUUAGGCGUGUUGGCGUAUGAGUUGAUGACGGGCAAGCCGCCGUUUGAGAUGCCGUCGGCGGAGCUGACGCAGAAGAAGAUUCUGACGGGGAGGGUGCAGAGGACUGGGGUUGAGAUGUCGAAGGAGGCGAAGUCGUUUAUUAGGGCACUUCUCGUCUUGAAUCCAGACAAGCGGCUGCCGCUCGAUGAGGUCCUGGAGCAUCCAUGGAUCGUGUUGCACUGCGGUCGGGUUAGGAGCUCUAGAGGCAUUUUCGGGUAUUGAGAAGGCGUGUCGACUUCCAAGGCUGGCUUGAUGCCAUGCAAGCUAUUACUAUUACCGAUAGAGUCUAUCAUGUCAUUGGGCGUUUGUGUAGUGAGUAUGAAAAUGCUCCUUAGCAGACAAAGAAGGAGCGUUAGCUCACUCCUCCCAAGAGGCGUUGUUUAUAAGGUCCGUCUUGUAUAAACAUGCUAACGACGCCUGUACGACUUCAAUAUCAAAGCUAAUCUACAUUUUUGAGUUUUGAAUUAUGGACAGUGCCAUAUGCGCAUAAGAAGCAAAUGUCUCUUUAUCUGCAACCCGUGACUACGAAG
Mytilinidion resinicola is the source of this 1776-nucleotide messenger RNA. Its product is annotated as kinase-like protein. Lineage: Eukaryota; Fungi; Ascomycota; Dothideomycetes; Mytilinidiales; Mytilinidiaceae. The transcript is spliced from 3 exons. Gene Ontology annotation, biological process: protein phosphorylation; mitotic spindle organization; regulation of cytokinesis. Bases 227 to 1468 code for a protein of 413 amino acids. The record is from RefSeq and is a predicted model, not a curated record. Gene Ontology annotation, molecular function: protein kinase activity; ATP binding. Gene Ontology annotation, cellular component: chromosome passenger complex; spindle microtubule; spindle midzone.